AUGGCUUUGGAUCUAGAGUUAAGGUUAAGUAUUUUUCCUUGCGCGACCAGAAAACGAAGGCCGGUCGAUGGUUCAGAAGAAGCGAACCUUUCUCCUCCGAUCAGCAAUCUCGGGGACGAUCUCCUAGCAGAAGUUCUGAUUCGCGUCCCGGAACCUGGAUCCGCCUGGCGAUGCAAAGCAGUCUGCAAGCGAUGGAAGUCUCUGAUCUCCGAUCCUCAAUUCGUUCGCCGUUUCGUUUCCCACCACGAGAGCAUCUGGAGCGUCGACGAACCUCCUCUGAUGGCCAUAGACAGUGGGGAAGCCAUCUUGAGCUUCCUCCCCGUGCCCGAUGAAUUAGCUGAUCGAUGGUACUUCCGAAUUUUCGAUUCCUUCAAGGACUUGGUUUUGUGCGGGUUUCAGGAGACGCCCAGAAUCCACUCCGAAUUUUCCAGGUCUCUCUUCGUCUGCAAUCCGUUCACGAAGCAGUGGGUCGCCCUUCCUUUGGCGCCUGAAAUCGCGUCCUCGUCUAAGAUUGGAUCUUUUGUUGCAAGGUUAGUCUGUGAACCCCUUACCUGUAGCUCAAAUGUUGAACUUGAUCUAGGAGAAGGUCGACCACCAUUUGUUUAUUGCUCUGCUUAUCGGUUCCGGGUGUUGUGUAUUUAUCAAAUGAUGAAGAGUACUAGAGUAGACGUGUUUUGUUCGGAGUCUGGAGAGUGGACGAAGGAGGCUCUUGUUCUUGAUGAGCAUUAUAUACUUUUGGCUUGCAAUGGAAUUUCUUCAUUGUGCAACAGCGGGUUGCUUUGGUUGUGUUUGGAUGCCGAAAAUCGUGGUUCUAUUCCAUAUAUAAUUGCUGGGUUUAAUCCUUUCGGUCUCGAUAUACCUCCCACCUGUAUCAAUGCUUCUUCACUCGUAGUGUCACGCUGCAAGUGGAAUAUUUCGGUCUCACAAGGUGCUUUGCACCUAAUUGUUCUUGAAGCUGAAGCUCCACCUGCACCUUUGAGUAUUUGGAGACUGGAAGAACAUGGCAAGUCUUGGAGUAUACAGUACAAAACCUUGUUGGGGAGGACAUCAGGAAGGUGCAACUAUGAACUUAAGGAAUGUAGUGUAGUUGGUCUGCAUCCAGAGAAGCCACAUAUUGUCUUCUUAAGACACGAGGAUCUUGGUGGUCCUUGGGAUGAUGUUGUGCUGUCCUACGAUAGCAGGACAGAAGAGCUAAGGUACUUCGCUGAAUUUCUGGGGAAUUGGGCUGUGUUCCACCCUAGCGUCUCUUGCUGGCCUACUCCAAUUCCCAGAUAUGAGAAGUUGAGAGUUAUUUAUGAUGGAAGUUACAAGUGUUGGGUUCAACAGAGCAGCAGCAAAGCUACGCCUCCGCUCCCUAAUAAUUGGUAA
Molecule: messenger RNA, 1368 nt
Organism: Linum tenue
Lineage: Eukaryota; Viridiplantae; Streptophyta; Magnoliopsida; Malpighiales; Linaceae
Source: the annotation of a GenBank genome assembly